AUGUUCCAGAAUGAGGAAGACAAAGAGAAAAUUCUUCAGGGCAGAACGUGGAGCUUCGAUGGUCAAUACCUCCUCCUAAAGCAGUGGGAUCCUAACCAUAUGAGGUUCUUAGAGGAGGAGGAGAGGGUCAAGUUAUGGGUCCACAUUUUGAAUUUACCUCUUCAUUGGCUGUCAGCGGAGGUAGGCCUGAAGAUUGGGAAGUCGAAUCUGAACGAACCUAUUCUGAGGGGUAUGAACAUUACUCUGCGACAGGAGACUCAUUGGGUGGACUUCAGGUAUGAGGGUUUACUUAGCUUUUGUUUUUACUGUGGCAGAAUUGGUUAUGGGGAUAGAACUUGCUCAGUUAAAAAAGAAGAUAUCAAUAGGAAUAUGCUCAAGCUAGGGCAAUUUGGAGACUGGCUUAGGACUUUUGGGUUUAGUCAAGGGGAUUCUAGAAUGUCGUGGCCUAGUCUUGGGGAUAAAUCAGGGUCUGAUGUUAAACUCUCUAGAACUCAGGCUAAUGAGCAUGAGAUCAAUGAGAGUGAAGGCAAAGGUCACUCUGUUGGUACCUCUAGCAAAAGUGUUACUGAAGGGGUUAAAGACUUAGUGGUUAAGUCUCUUGAUAUCCCAAAAGAGGUUGUUGCUGUGGCUGCUGCUCACAGUAAUCCUUUGAGUCCUGUUGUUGUGGAUAAUGAAAUGCUUAUUGACUCUUCUAAUAUUUCCUCCCCUAACAAUGUGGAUUGUACUGAUCUGGUUGAAAUCAAAAUUGCUGAAUUUAAACCAUCUGUUGAAAUGCCUAAAUCUAGGAAAGGUUUUAAAAGACAACCUAGAGCUGUUAAAGUUGGCCUCAGUGAUAAACUGAAGAUUUCUAAAAAAGGCAUUAUUAUCAAUGAAACAAAUGACUCCCAACUUCUGAAAAGAAAUUUUGAAACUAUUGGGGAGGAUGUUAUUGAUUCUGAUAAUGGUUCUAAAAGGCUGAAAGGGGAUAGAUGCUCUAAUACUCAGGAAACACUGAAUGAAGUCCAGAAUUAUUUUGAUAUGCUCUUCUAG
Molecule: messenger RNA, 1029 nt
Organism: Striga hermonthica
Lineage: Eukaryota; Viridiplantae; Streptophyta; Magnoliopsida; Lamiales; Orobanchaceae
Source: the annotation of a GenBank genome assembly